UAGGUCUCAAAGGGUGCAGUGCAGAGAGAAGCAAAAGUAAUCCGUCCUGAGGAAGGGAAAACAAUAGUCCCAAGCAUUGUAUCACUGAGUAGCCAAGUUGGGAAUCCCUCCUGAGUCAGUCCUGCCUCUGGACAAAGCUGCUCCUUCCUUGUGUGUACAGCAGAUGCCCACACCAAAGCAAUUACCACAUGGGAGAUGCUGACUGGCUGGAAGAACCUGUUCAUUCUGGGUCUGUAAUGGAGUCUGUGAGGAGCUCAGCUUCCUGGUAUGGAAGAAGGAGAACUUCCUUGUCAACGACUGAGAAGAUUCUGAAGAACUCAAAGGCUCGUUUUACACCUGGAAGUGCCAUCCUAAGUGCGUGCACAGCAGUGAGGUGGAGCCCUGAAAUGCGAGUGGGGGACAGCAGAGAGGUGGAAAAAAAGCACCAGCAACCAGCCCAGGAUGUUCAGUGAAUCCAUGAGCAGAAGCAGCUUAAUUCUGAAGAGAGAAGACCUUUUCAACUAAAACCCUGGGAUGUCACUGAAGGAAAUGUAAAAGCCAAACAUUUGGACAAUUUGGAAACAGAUUUGAAGGGUUUUUUCCAAGUUGAAAUAACUGUCUGAACUACCCUUGCCUGCAGAACAUUAAAUGGGCAUUUUCCCACCAGCCCCUUCCCAAGCCCAUUGCACAGGGAGUUUCCCAGCUGGCCUGUGUUAGACAGUGGAUAGAUGCAGAGAUGGGGCAAAUGAGGUGGAGCCUCAUUGGCAGGAGCAGCCUGAACCACUGUGAGACUUCACUGGACUCAUGAUUUUAAUUCUCCCAGGGCACGAGCGCUGUUUGGCUCCAGGAUUUCAUCUUCCUCCUCAACCACCACCACCAUGGUCCCUCAGGAGGCCUUUCAAAGGCAUGUGGGUCCCAUGGGACAUUGAAGAUACAGCUGACCUUCUAUUACAGCCUUCAAAAGCAUCUAGGAUGAUUAAGAGUCUACCUCCUGAUGGGACCUUUAACCACAUGGAAGGGCACUGGCUGCUCAACUUGGUCACGUGUUUAUGUGUGGCUGCACAUUCCCCACCCAGGGCUGCAGAGUUCCCAAAGGCCAGCUGGGUUUUCUGCAGCUCCUUUCCCAACCCGCCGCAGAAGAGACAACCGGGCAUUUCCUGCCGCUGUCAUUCAGCUGUGAGCCCUGAGUCAUGGUGCAGAUGGAGCCACUGUGCUGACCAGGAGCACUGUGGGCACCACAAGCUGACAGAGGUGACCAGGAGGAGCAGGAGCUGAAGAACAGCCUGGCCAAGACUCAGCUCUACAAACCAUAAUCGAGCUGGCUUUGGCCACAGGCAGAUGGAAACCGCUGAAAAACAACUUCUACACAAACAUUGUGAAAGGCAGCAACUGACUGGUGGGGAGGACUUUCCAAAGCCAUGGAAGGAAGUUACCUACUAAAGCCUCGAUAAGAGCUAAGCCCUCUUAACUCAGCGAUCCUUUGAAAGCCUCCUCCCAGCCCAGCCUCAGCGAGGAACCCUUCACUGACAUCAUCCAUAAACAGACACCUCCAAAGACCCUGAAUAAGGAGGAGAUGGCUGUGCUCUGGACAAGGCUCCACAGAGAAAUAUCUGGUAUCUUACUGCAAGGAUGCAGGAAAGAGCUGUUCGAGCCCUCGGAGCAACAGCAGCAGCAGCAGCAGCCUCGCCCCCACACCGGGAACAAGCCUCGGAAGCAGUUGCAGCGGGAAAAAGCCCUCCAGCAGCAAUGCCAGAGGCUGGGACUGCAGGGUGGGGCAGCCCCUGUCACUCCGGAGCAGUUGCUCUCUGCACCAAAGCACAAGCCCUGUCAUCCUCAGCAGCCAGUGCCAACACCUCGUCCUCCUCCUGCUGGAGAUCAAAGGCAAAGUGACAGCCAGGAUCAGCAGGAGGAGGUGACACCUUGCAAUGGCAGGGACAGUGCCCAGCCCCACCCUGCACAGCCCAGCACCCAAGUGGAGAGAAAGAAAGUGGAAUUGCAGGAGAAAUCCCGAUGGGAAAUCCUCCAGCAAGAGCAGCGGCUGAUAGAGGAGAAGAAUAAGCGCAAGAAGGCUCUGCUGGCCAGAGCUAUUGCUGAGAGAUCCAAAAGAACUCAAGCCGAAGCAGUGAAACUAAAAAGGAUUCAGAAGGAGCUGCAAGCUCUGGAUGACAUGGUGUCUGCUGACAUUGGCAUCCUGAGGAACCGCAUUGAUCAGGCCAGCCUGGAAUACUCCUAUGCCCGGAAGCGGUAUGAAAAGGCGGAGUCGGAGUACGUGGCAGCCAAGCUGGACCUCCAGCACAAGACGGAGCUUAAGGAGCACCUCACGGAGCACCUGUGCACCAUCAUCCAGCAGAACGAGCUCCGCAAGGCCAGGAAGCUGGAGGAGUUAAUGCAGCAGCUGGAUGUGGAGGCAGAUGAGGAAAAUCUGGAACUCGAGAUCGAGGUGGAGCGGAUGCUGCAGCAGCAGGAGGCAGAAGCAGGGAGACAAGGCAGCCAGUCACACAGUCACGCUGCGACAGCGAAGGAGAACCCCACUCCCAGUGGUACAGGGCGGGAGGGCGAGCGUGCCAACCAUACUGCUGCUUCUCCUGCUGUUUCUGAACAGGCUCAAAACUCCGGGACCAAAUCCCUCUCCAGUAUGGACAGACAAACUCAGGCAGUAGAUGUGACUUCGGAAAGCUCCCCAGCUUGUUCUGCUACAUGACUGCUGGAUGGGAGAUGAGCCAGUGGUUAUGGAUGAUGUACUCUCUGCAGGCUUGUAGGUUAUAUCUGGGCUUUGGCAGUACCAGUCACAUGCACUUCAUUUCCCUUUUCCUUUAAUAUUGUUUUCAAAUUUUAAAGGUGCUUUUUUUUUUUCACAAGACUCCCAUUUGGGGUUCACCGUCUGUCAUCGUCUUUCCUGGUUUGUGUUCAUGUUCUAAUGCCCAGCUCUUCACGGGCUUUUAUACCUUCCUGAAACAGGACAUUUGCGUGUGAACAGUAGGGUUUUUCCAAAGAUUUUCAGCCUAUUGGUGUCACAGAUACCUGUUCUGAGCAGGGUGCAAGAGAUAGAUAUCUACAGAAGAAAAGACCCCUUGAUCUGCUUCAGAAUGCAUUCUGUCCCCUAACAUCUGCAAUAGGAUGUUUUUCUUCCUUUGUAUCCAUAAGGGAUUAGUUUUCAACGGUUUCUUCUGCUGUGAAACCCAAGUGCUUACUUUAAUUGCCUUUGUAGAUGAUACUCUUUCCUCAUGGAAAGGAAAUUUGCAUACUGAGGCAAAUUGCAAAGUCAGUUGUAAUACCUCAUAUUUAUCACUUUGCCUAUUCCUUUCAGAUAAUGCUGAAUCAUUACCAAGCUGUACAUGGAUAGAUCUGUUAUCUAUGAAAUCACAUCAGCUAUGCUUUAAAAAAAAUGAUGGGUACAGUUUAAGACCCUACAGAAUGUAGAAGUAGAAACACACAAAAGAGAGUGUGUUACAUUUAAAACUUCCAUUGCAAAUAUUUUCUCUGUUGUAGUUGCCUCGAAGUGCCAAUAAUUAGCCAGGGAUCUUAUAGUAAAUAAUCUCCACUGUAUAUUGGAAAUGAGCCUAUUUUUGUAUGACAUUCAAUGCAUUUUCUUGCCGGAAAAGCAGGUUUGUACCCCACAAGAAGUUCAGCUGGUUCACUCUGUUGCUGUUGAAAGGCUUUAAAGAGCUAUUCCAGGUGGAGAAAGUCUCAGGAAUUAGAAGAGGACGUAGGAAAAUCUCCCAUAGACUGAUUGCAGCUGCAAACCGUGGGGAGUUGAGCUCACAGUUAUCCGCUUUGUAACAUGGAAGUGUGGGAAUGGUUCCUGGAAUACCUGACCUGAACGUGUCGGUCAGAGUUUAUGAAUGAGUUGCUGAAUGACGCCACCGAGUAUAUAAAUGGGACACUGAUUGUCUCUAUGGCUUUAACAGUGGAAAAACAUGUCACUACAUUUCAUUUUUAUUCUAUUAAUAAAUCAGUGCAUCUUGUA
Molecule: messenger RNA, 3946 nt
Organism: Lepidothrix coronata (blue-crowned manakin)
Lineage: Eukaryota; Metazoa; Chordata; Aves; Passeriformes; Pipridae
Gene: GORAB
Product: golgin, RAB6 interacting
Exons: 13
Coding region: 1553-2680 (375 amino acids)
Biological process (GO): non-motile cilium assembly
Source: RefSeq, a predicted model, not a curated record